UAUUUGGACCUGCUUUCUACAGAUGAGAUAAACCCUUUGUGAAACUUUUUUUUCCACAUUUUAACUAUAAGCAAUCAAUAAAAAAAAGUAGGAAUAAUAGAAAUAAAAUAAUAAAUAAAUUAUAUGAAUUAUCAAGGUAAACAAUUAUCAGUAUUUUUCAUUCAUCUACCUUUUUGUUUACAUGAAGGUUGCUGUGGUAGCUGCCUUUGUUGAUACCUGGAGCUGCACAAUUAGGAAAUUUCCUCAAUUUUUUUUGACUGGCAUUGCUGAUCUCCUGCCAUCCAUUUUAGGGGCGGGAAUUUCCAAAACUGAGAAAUCUUUUGGACCCAGUUUGUUUCAGAACAAAAUAUAAGCAGAGUCAGAUGAGCAGAGUCUUCACUCCACUCUCUGGGACCUAUCAAGACACUCUGCAGGAGCUGCAAGACAUCUGUCACCAUGAAGUUGUUUCUGGCAGGAAUUGUUCUGUUUCUGAUUGUGGGAACCAAUGCCCAGUGGUACCACUUUCCUCGUGAAGCCGCCCAAGGAAGUCGUGAUAUGUGGCGAGCAUACAGGGAUAUGAGGGAGGCCAACUGGAAAAACUCUGACAAAUACUUUCAUGCCAGAGGAAACCAUGAUGCUGCCCAGAGAGGAGCAGGCGGUCGCUGGGCCGCCAAGGUGAUCAGUAACGGCAGAGAGCUGUGGCAGGGGUCUGUGUCAGGUCGUGGUGCCGAGGACACUGCUGCUGAUCAGGAGGCAAACAGGCAUGGGCGUAACGGAGGAGAUCCCAACGUUUACAGGCCAAGGGGACUUCCUUCGAAAUAUUAAUAUGAAAACCAUUAACCAUUGAUAUUGGUAGUGUUGGAGUAACAUUAUCCACUUUUUUACUCAAAACAAAUUUACAAUAAAAGUAUAUUCUUUUCUCGCAAUUCUUUCCUGUUUACUGUUGUGUUUAUUGUUACAAUACAUCUCUGAUCUUUUGCCUCUGAAACACCAGCCAUCAUUACUGCAAGAAAGUCCAAUAUAAUUACUCCAAUUGUUCAGUUCUUCUCAUUUUUCCAAUUCCCAGACAGAGAAGUUACUGAGUGAGUGUU
This is a messenger RNA of Centropristis striata (black sea bass), 1070 nucleotides long. RefSeq names its product serum amyloid A-5 protein-like. The record is from RefSeq and is a predicted model, not a curated record. Gene Ontology annotation, cellular component: extracellular region. The transcript has 4 exons. NCBI's taxonomy places the organism in Eukaryota, Metazoa, Chordata, Actinopteri, Perciformes, Serranidae. The coding region runs from base 436 to 804 and encodes 122 amino acids.